Molecule: messenger RNA, 3726 nt
Organism: Pseudonaja textilis
Lineage: Eukaryota; Metazoa; Chordata; Lepidosauria; Squamata; Elapidae
Gene: FBLN1
Product: fibulin 1
Biological process (GO): extracellular matrix organization
Cellular component (GO): extracellular region
Molecular function (GO): peptidase activator activity; calcium ion binding
Source: RefSeq, a predicted model, not a curated record
UCGCCAGGCUUCUUUCUCAACCGGUCCUGGGCGGCUGGGAGCCCUUUGAAACCAGUGAUUACAACAACCCCAACUUCAGGAGGAGGAGGAGGAGGAGGCGGCACCGGCAAGCGCGAGAAAGCAGAGCAGAGAGAGCAGAGUAGCUUUCCGCGUGAGGGGCGCUUUCGGAUUUUCCACGGCUUCUCUUCGCUCCCCCCCCGCAGCCCAAGGCAUGGACCCUCCGCGCCGGCCGCCCUGGUCCCCGCUGCUUCUCCUCGCCCUCCUGCUCCUGCUGCCCUCCGGCCGGGCGCAAGAAGCCUCGGUGGAGACCUGCUGUUCCCGUGGAUAUGAAUGGGCGAGUCAAAAGAAAGACUGUAGGUUUCUCUCUUCAGAUCGGGAUUCCAAGGAAUGCAGGAUAGCCCAGGAACAGUGCUGCCUCAGUCAGCUGGAGGUGUUGCAUUGCACCACUGGAAUGGCCAUUGCUAGUAAGCAAGAAAAUUGUGACUUGCCAAGGGAGAAUUCCACCUGUGAAGACAAGAUCAUUAAGAAAUGUUGUUACUGCUGCUUUCUGGGGAAAGAGGCCCAGAAACAAGGCCAUAGCUGUGAACAGAGCCUCCUAAUGGGUUAUCAGUGUGGAUUGGUGUUCAGAGCUUGCUGUGUCGAAGGGCAAGAAAACUCGGAUGCUGGGAUUGUUGACGGUCCUAACAAAGAACUGGUGGAAAUUAACCUUGAGGAUCAUUACCUGAAUGACCGUUGCAGAGGUGGAGGACCUUGUACCCAACAAUGUAGGGAUACAGGAACUAGUGUCCUCUGUUCUUGCUUCAUGGGCUACCAGCUUCAAGCAGAUGGCUUUACUUGUGAAGAUAUUAAUGAGUGCAUCACUUCUGCCAACGCCUGCAACAUCGGUCAGAUCUGUGUCAAUACUCUGGGCUCUUUUCGUUGCCAGCGGGAGACAAAUUGUGGGACAGGUUAUCAGCUGACAGAGCACAAUUUCUGCAAAGAUAUUGACGAAUGUGAGACUGGUAUUCAUAACUGCCUCCCCGAUUUUAUCUGUCAGAAUACGCCAGGAUCAUUCCGUUGCCGGCCCAAACAACAGUGUAAGAUCGGCUUUAUACAAGAUGCUCUCGGCAACUGUAUUGAUAUUAAUGAAUGUUUGACUCUUGCUGCUCCUUGUCCUGCUGGGCAGGCCUGCAUCAACACAGACGGCUCCUUUGCUUGCCAUAGGAAUGUCCCAAACUGUGGAAGAGGCUACCGCUUGAAUGAAGAGAAGACCAGAUGUGUUGAUAUAGACGAGUGUUCAGGAACCUCCCAACCUUGUGGGAAGGGUCACACCUGCAUUAAUUCCCCUGGAAGCUAUCGUUGUCAGUGCCAGCUGGGCUACUACUUUGAUGGGAUCAGCAGAACUUGCACAGAUGUUAAUGAAUGUCGUCGAUACCCUGGUCGCCUCUGUGCUCAUAAAUGUGAAAAUACGCCUGGGUCAUAUUAUUGCAGCUGUACAAUGGGAUUCAAACUUUCUUCAGACGGGAGGUCUUGUGAAGACUUAAAUGAGUGCGAAAGCAGCCCCUGCAGUCAGGAGUGUGCCAAUGUCUACGGCUCCUACCAGUGCUAUUGCCGUCGCGGCUACCAGCUCAGCGACAUAGACGGGGUCACCUGUGAAGAUAUUGAUGAGUGUGCGUUACCAACGGGGGGCCACAUCUGUGCUUAUCGGUGCAUCAACGUGGCAGGCAGUUUUCAGUGCACCUGCCCCGCUUCGGGUUACAAGUUGGCCCCCAACGCACGGAACUGUCAGGAUAUUGAUGAAUGUCUUACUGAAACUCAUACCUGUUCACACAACCAGACCUGCUUUAAUAUUCAGGGAGGAUUUCGCUGCCUUUCUCUGGAGUGUCCAGAGAAUUAUCGCAAAUCUGGAGACACAAUCAGACAUGAGAAAACAGAUACCAUUCGCUGCAUUAAAUCCUGUCGACCAAGUGAUGCCAACUGUAUCUUAGACCCUGUUCACACAAUUUCCCACACCGUCAUCUCUCUGCCCACUUUCCGAGAAUUUUCAAGACCAGAAGAGAUCAUUUUCCUUCGCGCCAUCACACCAGCAUAUGCGACCAAUGAGGCUGACAUCAUAUUUGAUAUAACUGAAGGAAAUUUACGGGAUUCCUUUGACAUUAUCAAGCGCUAUGCAGAUGGCAUGACUGUGGGGGUCGUUCGACAAGUGAAGCCCAUCAUUGGACCUUUCUAUGCCACCCUGAAGUUGGAGAUGAACUACGUUGUCGGAGGGGUUGUCUCACACCGUAAUGUUGUCAACGUGCACAUCUUUGUUUCAGAAUAUUGGUUCUGAUGGUCUAUUUAAUGAAGAGAAGAGAGCGUCAAAGUGAAACUCCACCACAUAUUACCGUGGAAUCUCUGGUCACGAAUGCUUCUGACCAUGACCAAAUCGGGUUCCGACCAAAAUAUUCACAUCAUUUUUGAAUCUGGUCAUGAACAAAUACUUGGGUGGUGAUCAAACAUGGCCGCGGCCAAUUUCCCCUUCUGCACUGAUUUCCCCUUCCAUGCCAUUUUUUUUGUAAGUGCAUGCUCAGUUAGUCUUGGUUCUGGUCACGACCAAAUCAGGUUGUGACUGAAGUUACAGAACAAAUUACGGUCGUGACCCGAGGUUCUACUGUAUCUGGAAGCUCUGUAUUCAUGGUUGUGGGGGGAAGAUGUGGAGAAAAAGGACCAUGUAGCCUUCUUUUCCAAGGAUGUAAUCUGGUUUCUAGCUUAACUGCAGGACAAAUAGCAAACUAUCUAAAAUAGAAGUAGGAUAUCAAUGCCUGUAAAUUCACAGUAGUUAAUAUUAUGUUGUAUAUACAGUAUGGGGUUUUUUUUGCAUCUGGUGGCUUUAACCUCUCAGUGAGUUUUAAUCUCAGCUAUUUUGUUAAGUGCUUGAGACUGGAUUUUGCAGAUCUGAGUCUUGCUGUCUUUGAUGCUUCCACCUCCUCGAUCGUUUUACUUGGCUAUGAUUUCUUUUUUAAAUUGUAGAAAUUUUUUAACAAUCAUCUUGUCAUCUGGAGUCAAAACUAACUCCAGCUAAUGGGGUUUCUUCUUACCGGCAUUGGGCCCGCUAAUUCCAAUUACCAACAGUAGUAAGUCCAGGGGAUUGUUUAGUAAUAUUUCAGAUCCCCUAAUUCCAAUGACCAACAGUAGUAAGUCCAGGGGAUUGUUUAGUAAUAAUUUCAGGCCCUUGUUUUACCUGGCUGUGUGUUUUGGUUUCUUUUAAAUUUGAGAGUGUCAUUAAAGGGACAUUGGACAACAAGGGAUGAGAAUGGUAAAAAACUGAGCCUUUUAGUGCCCAGGAUCUUCAGCAUACAAUACAAAAAGUAUAGUCUCUUUCUAAUGCUGCAGUCAGACUGAAGUAUGUAUCUCAAUUCAAGAAGAUUGUGGCUUGUUGGCGGUAUUAACAUUACCUGCCAGGAGGUUUGCUCCUCAAAGAGGACACAGAAUCUUCAGCUCACAUAAGGGACUCCUUUGGUUUUCUUUAAAAAUUAAUCUCCCUUGAAAUUUUAGGUGUGGAACAUGCUUUGUUGAAAGUACUGGAAGCCCACACGUAUAUAUGACUUCCUUCUUUUCUGCAAUAAAACAACUUAUCUUACUAUUUCUGCUGUCAGCUGAUUAAUGAAUGCAGAUUUGAGUAUUAAGAGUAGAAAUUUAUUGCCGCACCUGUGUGAAGUAUGGCAGCUGUAUAUGUGAGAUGCCAAAGAAUUUUUAGCUUGAUAUUGA